Messenger RNA from Pogona vitticeps (central bearded dragon), 1550 nucleotides. The record is from RefSeq and is a predicted model, not a curated record. Lineage: Eukaryota; Metazoa; Chordata; Lepidosauria; Squamata; Agamidae.
AUGCAUGAAUCUGCUUAUCAACAGCUGGACUUCCUUCCUUCCCUCCCUCCCAACACAACCAGUGGUGAGGGAUUAUGGGAACUCUUGUCAAGCCAGGGGCCACGAGAUCCCUGCUUGCCGGAUGCCACCCUGACCUCAUUUUUCCCUCUCUCCUUUCCAGGUUACCGGGUGACGGUGCUGGUGCGGGACCCGGUCCGGCUCCCCCUGGAGCUCCAGCCGGCGCAGGUGGUGGUGGGAGAUGUGCUGAACCUGGAGGAUGUCGACCGGACGGUGAAGGGCCAGGAUGCCGUCAUUGUCAUCUUGGGCACUCGCAACGACCUCAGCCCCACCACCAUGAUGUCUGAAGGCACCCGGAACAUCGUGACCGCCAUGAAAUCUCACGGCAUCCGCAAAGUGGUUGUUUGCCUGUCAGCCUUCCUCAUGUGGGAUUUGGACAAGGUGCCUGCCAAGCUGCGCCCGGUGACGGAGGACCACAUCCGGAUGCAGCAGAUCCUAAAGGAGUCGGGCUUGGAUUGUGUUUAUGUCAUGCCGCCCCACAUUGCAAGUGACCAGCCUCUCACAGGCGACUACACGGUGACUGUCGACUCCUCCAGUGGUUCCAGAAUCAUCUCCAAACACGACCUCGGGCACUUCUUCCUGAAGUGCCUGACCACUUCGGAGUACGAUGGGAAAAAUGUCUACCUCUCCAGGCACUAUCCUAAGGAAUAAGUCCCUCUCUUUGGGUCCCGUCCUUCCCCACUCCCUGUUAUGUUCAAGGCAGAAGGGACCCCCCCCCUCGGCUCCAUCUUAACUUGACAAAGGGAAAUGCUCAACUGCUUUGCCAACCUCUCUGAUUCUCCCCCCUUCCUCCCUUUUCUGCUCUCGAGUGCCUUUCCCCCUUUAUUAAAGUCACCCCACCCCACCCCCCUGAGGCUGGGGCGCCCACCUGGCUCCCUCCUCUUUCAGGAAGUCAUACAACGGCCAUUGCAUGUCGACCAUUUCUUGGGAUUAAAACAGCAACAAAAAGUGUGGGUGGGCAGGUCACCCUCCUUCCCGCGUGUGCUUGUGCAGUAAUUCUGAGGAGCAGCACACUCCCAAGAAGAGAAGGGAAAAAUAAAGCUCUUGCAGGUUGUAAAGACAGCACUGAAGGAGCGAGCCCUCACUUGUUCAGCUCAGCUGCCUCCUGUUGGUGCUUGGGUGUAUUAUUUUUUAAAUUGCACAGAAGGAAAUGGACAGAACUGUAACAGCAAAGCAGCCAGGACCCCUCAAUCUGCAGAGAAUUUUUUUUAAAAAAAAUUAUAUGAGUCACUUUGAGCACUCAUUCAGUUGAAAAGCAGUUAACAGAGGCGUUGAAAAGAUUACCAAGAACAGCAAAGUGCUGACAUUUUUGGAUGUUAUUAGUUUGGACUGGAAGUGGCUACCUAUGUUUGCGUUCAUGUUAACUAGUAAUCCUGCUCUGUGUAUGGCUGAGAAACCAUGUUCCAUCUUUCUUGCUGAAGAAUUCUGUGUAACUUGAAAGCCUGCAUACUUGUAACAAUAAUUAGUCAGAUUAAAAUAUCUAUUUUGACCUA